AUGGCUGCUGGCUGCCUGCUGGCCUUGACUCUGACACUUUUCCAAGCUUUGCUGAUCGGCCCCUCGUCGGAGGAGCCCUUCCCCGCGGCCGUCACUAUCAAGUCAUGGGUGGACAAGAUGCAAGAAGACCUUGUCACACUGGCAAAAACAGCAAGUGGAGUCAAUCAGCUUGUUGAUAUUUAUGAGAAAUACCAAGAUUUGUAUACUGUAGAACCAAAUAAUGCACGUCAGCUGGUGGAAAUUGCAGCCAGGGAUAUUGAGAAACUUCUAAGCAACAGAUCUAAGGCCCUUGUGCGCCUGGCGGGGGAGGCAGAGCGAGUCCAAGCAGCCCACCAGUGGAGGGAGGAUUUUGCAAGCAAUGAAGUUGUCUACUACAAUGCAAAGGAUGAUCUCGAUCCUGAAAAAAAUGACAGUGAGCCAGGCAGCCAGAGGAUAAAACCUGUUUUUGUCGAAGAUGCUAAUUUUGGUCGACAAAUAUCUUAUCAGCAUGCAGCAGUACAUAUUCCCACUGACAUCUAUGAGGGCUCCACAAUUGUGUUAAAUGAGCUCAACUGGACAAGUGCCUUAGAUGAUGUUUUCAAAAAAAAUCGAGAAGAAGACCCUACAUUGCUGUGGCAAGUGUUUGGCAGUGCUACAGGCCUGGCCAGGUAUUACCCAGCAUCUCCAUGGGUUGAUAAUAGUAGAACUCCAAAUAAGAUUGACCUUUAUGAUGUACGCAGAAGACCAUGGUACAUCCAAGGAGCUGCAUCUCCAAAAGACAUGCUUAUUCUGGUUGAUGUGAGUGGAAGUGUUAGUGGACUGACUCUUAAAUUGAUUCGAACCUCUGUCUCUGAAAUGCUGGAAACACUAUCAGAUGAUGAUUUUGUGAAUGUGGCUUCAUUUAACAGCAAUGCCCAGGAUGUAAGCUGUUUUAAACAUCUUGUUCAAGCAAAUGUAAGAAAUAAGAAAGUGCUGAAAGAUGCAGUGAAUAACAUCACAGCAAAAGGAAUCACAGACUAUAAGAAGGGCUUUAGUUUUGCUUUUGAACAGCUGCUUAAUUAUAAUGUUUCUAGAGCCAACUGCAAUAAAAUCAUCAUGUUAUUUACGGACGGAGGAGAAGAGCGAGCCCAAGAGAUAUUUGCCAAAUAUAAUAAGGAGAAAAAAGUACGUGUAUUUACAUUUUCAGUUGGUCAGCAUAACUAUGACAGAGUGCCUAUUCAGUGGAUGGCUUGUCAAAAUAAAGGUUAUUAUUAUGAAAUUCCUUCCAUUGGAGCGAUAAGAAUCAAUACUCAGGAAUAUUUGGAUGUUCUGGGAAGGCCCAUGGUUUUAGCAGGAGACAAAGCUAAGCAAGUCCAGUGGACAAAUGUGUAUCUGGAUGCAUUGGAACUGGGACUUGUCAUUACUGGAACUCUUCCGGUUUUCAAUGUAACUGGCGAUAAUAAGGGAAACAUAAAGAACCAACUGAUUCUUGGUGUGAUGGGCGUUGAUGUGUCUCUAGAAGAUAUUAAAAGACUGACACCACGUUUUACACUUUGCCCCAAUGGCUAUUAUUUUGCAAUUGAUCCUAAUGGUUAUGUUUUGUUACAUCCAAAUCUUCAGCCAAAGAACCCUAAAUCUCAGGAGCCAGUAACAUUAGAUUUCCUUGAUGCAGAAUUAGAAAAUGACAUCAAAGUAGAGAGGUACAUUGACAAAGGAAACAGAACAUAUACAUGGACACCUGUCAAUGGCACAGAUUACAGUUUGGCCUUGGUAUUACCAACCUACAGUUUUUACUAUAUAAAAGCCAAAAUAGAAGAGACAAUAACUCAGGCCAGAUCAAAAAAGGGCAAAAUGAAGGAUUCAGAAACCUUGAAGCCAGAUAAUUUUGAAGAAUCUGGAUAUACAUUCAUAGCACCAAGAGAUUAUUGCAGUGAUCUUAAAAUAUCGGAUAACAACACAGAAUUUCUUUUAAAUUUCAAUGAGUUCAUUGAUAGGAAAACUCCCAAUAAUCCAUCAUGCAACACAGACUUGAUUAAUCGAAUCCUCCUGGAUGCAGGAUUUACAAAUGAGCUAGUCCAAAAUUACUGGAGUAAGCAGAAAAAUAUCAAGGGAGUGAAAGCAAGAUUUGUUGUGACUGAUGGUGGGAUCACCAGAGUGUAUCCCAAAGAAGCUGGAGAAAAUUGGCAAGAAAACCCAGAGACAUAUGAAGACAGCUUCUAUAAAAGAAGCCUGGAUAAUGAUAACUAUGUUUUCACUGCUCCCUACUUUAAUAAAAGUGGACCUGGUGCCUAUGAAUCAGGCAUUAUGGUAAGCAAAGCUGUAGAGAUUUAUAUCCAAGGAAAACUUCUUAAACCAGCAGUUGUUGGAAUUAAAAUUGAUGUCAAUUCCUGGAUAGAGAAUUUUACCAAAACUUCCAUCAGGGAUCCGUGUGUUGGUCCAGUUUGUGACUGCCAAAGAAACAGUGAUGUAAUGGACUGUGUGAUUCUAGAUGAUGGUGGCUUUCUACUGAUGGCAAAUCAUGAUGAUUAUACUAACCAGAUUGGAAGAUUUUUUGGAGAGAUUGAUCCAAGUCUGAUGAGACACCUUGUUAAUAUGUCCGUCUAUGCUUUUAAUAAAUCCUAUGAUUACCAAUCAGUGUGUGAACCUGGUGCUGCACCAAAGCAAGGAGCAGGACAUCGCUCAGCCUCUGUGCCAUCAAUAGCAGACAUAUUACACAUCGGUUGGUGGGCUACUGCUGCUGCCUGGUCUAUUCUGCAGCAGUUUCUCUUAAGUUUGACUUUUCCACGACUCCUAGAGGCAGUUGAGAUGGAGGAAGAUGACUUCACAGCCACCCUGUCGAAGCAGAGCUGUAUUACUGAACAAACCCAGUACUUCUUCAAAAAUGAUAGUAAAUCAUUCAGUGGUUUAUUAGACUGUGGAAACUGCUCCAGAAUCUUUCAUGUAGAAAAGCUUAUGAACACCAACUUAGUGUUUAUAAUUGUUGAGAGCAAAGGAACAUGUCCAUGUGACACACGACUGCUAAUACAAGCGGAGCAGACUUCUGAUGGUCCAAAUCCUUGUGAUAUGGUAAAGCAGCCUAGAUACCGAAAAGGACCUGAUGUCUGCUUCGAUAACAAUAACCUGGAGGAUUAUACUGACUGUGGUGGCGUUUCUGAACUGAAUCCCUCCUUAUGGUCUAUCAUUGGAAUCCAGUGUGUACUGCUUUGGCUGGUUUCUGGCAAUAGACACUGCCAGUUAUGA
Messenger RNA from Elephantulus edwardii (Cape elephant shrew), 3198 nucleotides. RefSeq names its product calcium channel, voltage-dependent, alpha 2/delta subunit 1 (gene CACNA2D1). The transcript is spliced from 38 exons. Gene Ontology annotation, molecular function: voltage-gated calcium channel activity. Gene Ontology annotation, cellular component: L-type voltage-gated calcium channel complex. The record is from RefSeq and is a predicted model, not a curated record. NCBI's taxonomy places the organism in Eukaryota, Metazoa, Chordata, Mammalia, Macroscelidea, Macroscelididae. Bases 1 to 3198 code for a protein of 1065 amino acids.